Brassica napus (rape) is the source of this 1732-nucleotide messenger RNA. RefSeq names its product probable serine/threonine-protein kinase WNK11. The record is from RefSeq and is a predicted model, not a curated record. Gene Ontology annotation, molecular function: ATP binding; protein serine/threonine kinase activity. Lineage: Eukaryota; Viridiplantae; Streptophyta; Magnoliopsida; Brassicales; Brassicaceae. The transcript has 2 exons. Gene Ontology annotation, cellular component: cytoplasm. Gene Ontology annotation, biological process: protein phosphorylation; intracellular signal transduction. The coding region runs from base 655 to 1581 and encodes 308 amino acids.
UGAUAGAACUAAAAACAAUGACGGUCUGCAUUGUUUAGCUCUACGCUCUUCACAAGCGACAAGUUUGACUUUAACCCUCUAAUCUACAAAAUGUUUUUUUUGUCAACCAUGCAUUUGCUAUAUUAAUGGAAUAGAGAUACAAGUUUUUUGCCCAAAAAAAAAGAGAUACAAGUUUAUGCAUUUUUAAGUUUUGACACAAAUUUAUAUCUUUAUGAAAAUCUUAUUCCAUUCAGGAGUAUAAUUUGUAUAUUUUAAUAGUUUUUUUCUGUUAGUACUGUCCUCUAAUAACUUAAGAUAAAUUGUAUAAAAUAAAAUUAGUAUUUAGUUUGUUUUAUCAGAAAGUAUUAUGUUUAGUUUGUUUUAUUAUUUUUAAACCCUAAAUUCAACUUUGUGUGUAAUCAACAAUUCCAGAUAUUUAUAUAUAUAUUUAAAAUCUCCACUAUAUAAAAAAAAAGUCGGCCACAACCUCUUCCGCCUCUUACAUCUUCUUCAAAACGCAUUCUCUACUCCAUACAUACUACGCUCCUCCGCUACGUUUCCUUCCUUUCUAACAAAGCGAAAACGAAAAGCAACAAGUGAUUUCGAUCGUACCUUCUCUCCGAUUCACUCGGUUCCGAUGUCGUUUAAUCAGAAUCUCACUCUGUUUUUUCACAGAUGAGUUUCGAACCGUUAGACAACGAUGACUCGGAGCCUUUCGUGGAAUCAGAUCCAACCGGUAGAUACGGCCGUUACGACGAGCUGUUAGGCUCAGGCGCCGUCAAAAAAGUCUACAGAGCCUUUGACCAAGAAGAAGGCAUUGAAGUCGCGUGGAACCAAGUCAAGCUCAGAUGUUUCUCCGACGACACUGCCAUGCUCGAGAGGCUUUACUCAGAGGUCAGGCUUCUUAAGAGCCUCGAGAACAGCAACAUCAUCGCCUUGUACAAGGUCUGGAGAGACGAGGGGAGCAACACCUUGAACUUCAUCACCGAGAUAUGUACCUCCGGGAACCUCAGAGAGUACCGUAAGAAGCAUAGGCACGUGUCAAUGAGGGCUUUGAAGAAGUGGUCCAGGCAGAUUCUCAAGGGACUGGACUAUCUCCACACGCGUAAGCCGUGUAUCAUCCACAGAGAUCUUAACUGCAGCAACGUUUUCGUCAAUGGGAACAUCGGCCAGGUCAAGAUUGGUGAUCUUGGUUUAGCUGCGACCGUGGGGGAGAACCAUGUUGCUCAUUCGAUCCUCGGGACGCCGGAGUUUAUGGCUCCUGAGGUAUACGAGGAGAGGUACACGGAGAUUGUUGACAUUUAUUCCUACGGGAUGUGCGUUUUGGAGCUUGUGUCGCUCGAGAUUCCGUAUAGUGAAUGCGAUAACGUCGCGAAGAUAUACAGAAGGGUGAGCAGUGGAGUCAGACCAGAGGCUCUGAACAAGGUAAAGGAUGUAGAAGCUAAGGCCUUUAUUGAGAAGUGCCUUGGGAAACCCAAGGCGAGGCCUUCUGCUGCUGAGCUUCUUCGUGACCCGUUCUUUGACGGGAUAGUAGAUGAUGAUGAUGAUGAUGAACAAGUAGAAAACAAUGAAAAUUGUGGAACUGGUCGUAUUGUUUCUUGAUGAUGUAUGGAUGGAUACAUACAGUGACCAGUUAUUUUGUCCUCUAUUGGGCUGAGUCUGUUUUUACAUUUUGAGUUGCAUUGUUUCGUUCUUUUUCUUAUGAGUCUGUACAUAAUCUUCUAAUUCGAGAUGAGUAUUGCCAUAUUACACA